Messenger RNA from Capsella rubella, 1291 nucleotides. RefSeq lists its product as uncharacterized. The record is from RefSeq and is a predicted model, not a curated record. The transcript is spliced from 6 exons. The coding region runs from base 1 to 1047 and encodes 348 amino acids. Gene Ontology annotation, molecular function: protein binding. Lineage: Eukaryota; Viridiplantae; Streptophyta; Magnoliopsida; Brassicales; Brassicaceae.
AUGGGAGGUUGUGAUGUUGAGAACUGGUUUGAGGUAUUGGACAUAAAGACUCAGACUUGGAGAGCCUUGCCGAGUGAGCUAUGCAGUAGCAAUAUUAAGGUUUAUCAUGAUGCUUUUGAAGGAAAGCUUUACGUAGCGUCAGAUGAAAUUGACUACACUUAUGAGCCCAAAGAUGCUACAUGGAAACUGCUAGUAUCAUCAUCAUCUUUACAAAAACUUUACUCUCUCUCUCUGUUUCUUGUCUUAGUUUUCACAAAGAUUCUCUACUCGGAGAUUACAGAGAGAGUUAGGAGAAAGAGAGAGACAUGUGGGGGAAGAGAUCUUGAAGCAAUGACGGCGAGCUCUGCGGUUAUAUCGUCUGGGAUGUUCAGAAGUUACCACCAGCCGGUGAUAGUCACGACGGAGGUGAAACCAGUUUUAAGGUCGAGAGUGAAGUGCCAAGUGUCAUCUGUAAAACCCGCCACGUAUUCAUCGAGACUCUCCACAGAUAUACCUCUCAUCGAGUCUCCUCAGGCUUUGUUCGAUGAGUAUUUGGAUAAUAAAUCUCGAGUGUUCGAAGCAAUGUUUCCAGAUAAACCAAGAAGCCAUAGACUUAACGAGGAAGAAUGGAGAAUUCAGAUGUUACCAAUAAAUUUUCUCUUCCUUACUGUAUGGCCUGUGGUGGAUAUGAGGUUAAGAUGCAAAUCCAACGGUCAAGAUUAUCCGCCAGAUGUACCAUUAGAUAUAACCAAAGUUGUUGAGCUCAACAUGAUGAGAUGGAAGUUGCAAGGGCUUGACCGAGUAAUGGAACCAUCUGAUUUCAGUUUGGAAGUCAAAGGAGCAUUGUAUCCAGACCGAAGAGGAAAACAAACUAGGCUUAAAGGUCAACUAGAGAUGAACAUAAGCUUUGUGCUACCUCCGGUUCUUGAAUUGGUACCUGAAGAUGUUCGGAGAAACUUGGCCAAUGCGGUUUUGACAGGUUUAGUAGAGAAUAUGAAGCAUAAGGUAAAUGGGAGCUUGCUUGCUGAUUAUAGCAGGUUCAAGAAUGAAAGAAGAUUACGAAAGUAAUCGAGUAAGCUUGAGUUGAAUGUUAUUGUUUGAGUCGACCAUGUAUAGUUUUUCAAUCUGACAUGAAAGUUCAGCUAUAUGAGUGAGAAGCACAAGAGUUGUUUACUUAGCAUAGUCUAGUUAAGAAUACAUACUCAUUGCUUCUUGGCAUUUGGCAUUUACGUUUUUUGGGUUAUUGGUAUGUUGUUAAUACAUUUUUGUAUAUAUUCAAUCCUCUAUAUAUUAAAAGAGGGGUUUUUAAUUU